UUCCGCUGCUUGAUGGAAAAUAAACGACAAUUACAAGCGAAAGGGGCAGAGGAAACACGGAAUCUGUUUUGUAUCUUUAGUGUUCGAAUAAGAGUCGGGCCAAAGGUUUUUAUUUUUUAGGAUGUCAUCAUCUGAAAAUGCUGCGUCACGUGAAGUCUGUGAAGAAUCACCCCCUCCGUCAGAGGCUGAACCCCUGAGGGUAGUUCUGUUGGGGAGGACGGGAACAGGCAGAAGCUCUUCAGGCAACACCAUCUUGGGAAGGUCUGCUUUCUGGGUGGACAUCUCUCCCUGUUCGGUCACCACACAAUGCAAGAGACAGACUGGGACAGUAAAUGGCCGUAGCAUCUCCCUGAUCGACACUCCGGGGUUCUUCAACACUCAUCUACCCCCUGAGGAGUUAAUGGCAGAGGUGGGACGGUGUGUUGUCCUGUCCUCUCCGGGACCCCACGCUUUCUUGGUGACCCUGCGGCCCGACAGGUUCACACAGGAGGAGAGGGACACCUUGGAGUGGAUCAAGGCCACAUUUGGGCCUGAAGCCACCAGGUACAUUGUAGUUCUGUUCACUUGGGGAGACCAGCUGCAGGGAAAAUGCAUCAAGGACUUCCUGGAGGAGAGUGAUGAGCUGUUGGAGUUCGUCAACAGCUGCCACGGAGGAUAUCACUUGUUUGAUAACAGUGAACAGGACAAGACAGAGUGCACACAGCAGGUCGCACAGCUUCUGGAGAAGGUAGACAAGAUUGUGGCAGACAAUGGAGGCGGUUGCUAUAGCAAUGAGAUGUUCAAGGAGGCCGAGAAGGCCAUCAGGGAGGCACAAGAGAGGAUUCUGGCAGAAAAAGGAGAAAAGGUGGAGUCCCCUCUGAAGGAGCCUGAAGGCACGGAAGAGCAAGGACCAGAGUUAGAGAGGAGGAGGAGGAGGGAAGAGGAGGAGAGAAGGAGGGAGGAGGAAGAGGCCAGGAAGAGGGCAGAGAGGCUCUUCUGGUGCGAGCUGGCCACUGCGCUGGGGAAAGGUGCUGCGGAGGGGGCAGGGAUCAUGGGGAAGGACAAGGGGAAAGGGAAAGCCGUGAAGAAGGUGAAAGUGGUGGAGAAGGCGGCAGCUCUGGCAGCGUCGCCGCUCUCCAUCAAAUCUGCUGCGAAAGUGGUGGGAGGGGCUGUGAGAGAGGGAGGUAAAGUGUUAUACAAACACCGAAAAACAUUCCUGCACUGAUAGAUACUUGACUGUAUUCAAUGCUAUCAGCCUUUGUUUAACAUUGAUCCAACACACUAGCACUUUCAGACCAUACUAUUGUAUAUGAAUGCAUGUAUGCACUGUACAUAUGUGUGU
Messenger RNA from Lates calcarifer (barramundi perch), 1321 nucleotides. Its product is annotated as GTPase IMAP family member 9. The coding region runs from base 122 to 1204 and encodes 360 amino acids. The record is from RefSeq and is a predicted model, not a curated record. The transcript is spliced from 2 exons. Lineage: Eukaryota; Metazoa; Chordata; Actinopteri; Centropomidae. Gene Ontology annotation, molecular function: GTP binding.